Austrofundulus limnaeus is the source of this 4226-nucleotide messenger RNA. RefSeq names its product transcription factor 7 like 2 (gene tcf7l2). NCBI's taxonomy places the organism in Eukaryota, Metazoa, Chordata, Actinopteri, Cyprinodontiformes, Rivulidae. The record is from RefSeq and is a predicted model, not a curated record. Gene Ontology annotation, molecular function: RNA polymerase II cis-regulatory region sequence-specific DNA binding; DNA-binding transcription factor activity, RNA polymerase II-specific. The coding region runs from base 525 to 2378 and encodes 617 amino acids. The transcript is spliced from 14 exons. Gene Ontology annotation, cellular component: chromatin; catenin-TCF7L2 complex; beta-catenin-TCF complex. Gene Ontology annotation, biological process: regulation of transcription by RNA polymerase II; canonical Wnt signaling pathway.
UCCUCUGCAGCCGGCUUCUUUCCUCCCCUCCCUCCUCCUCUUCCUCUAUGUUUUUUUCUCUCUCUUCCUCCUAUUUAUGAAAACGUCACUUCAAGUCCCUCCCUGUUUGAAUCUCAUUAGUUUCUUGUGUGUUUCUCCCUGUCAAUAAUCCCGAAUCCAGACUCUCUCUAUUUCCAUCCCUCUCUAUCUGUCAAUCAGCGCCGCCUUUGAACUGAAAACCACUCCGACCAACUUCAACUCACUCAAUCCGAGCGGCUCGGCUUCCUUCUCCGGCUUUCCCCCUUUUUUACUGCCAACAUUUUUCCUCCACUUCUUUUUAAUAUACUUUUUUUACACCAACAGCCAGCGCUUUUUAUUUUUAUUUUGGAAAAAAGUGGGGGGAAAAAUUAGAAGAGACCCCCCUGCUUUUUUUAAAAAACACUUAAACUCGGACUUUUCGAGAUCAAGGCUUUGAAAGUUUUUUUUUUUUUUUGGUCACCCCCCGAAUCAAGAGAAGUUUUUUUUUUCCGGGUUCGGGGGAAAACAUGCCGCAGCUCAACGGCGGUGGAGGGGACGAUCUGGGUGCGAACGAUGAAAUGAUUUCCUUCAAAGACGAAGGGGAGCAGGAGGAGAAGAUCUCCGAGAACUCCUCGGCAGAAAGGGAUUUAGCGGACGUCAAGUCUUCGCUCGUAAACGAGUCGGAAACGAACCAGAACAGCUCGUCGGAUUCGGAGGCGGAAAGACGGCCUCCGCCUAGAUCUGAAACUUUCAGAGACAAAACAAGAGAAAGUUUAGAAGAGGCUGCGAAAAGGCAAGAUGGAGGGCUGUUCAAGAGCCCACCGUACCCGGGCUAUCCGUUUAUAAUGAUUCCCGAUCUCACAAGCCCCUACCUCCCCAAUGGAUCCCUUUCUCCGACAGCACGCACAUACCUACAGAUGAAAUGGCCCCUUCUAGAUGUUCAACCAGGAGGUCUUCAAAGUAGACAAGCACUUAAAGAUGCCAGGUCCCCGUCACCGGCACACAUCGUUUCUAAUAAGGUUCCAGUGGUACAGCACCCGCACCAUGUGCACCCUCUCACACCUCUGAUCACCUACAGCAAUGAGCACUUCACACCAGGAAACCCACCACCUCACCUACAGACAGACGUGGAUCCCAAAACAGGAAUUCCGAGGCCUCCGCAUCCUCCAGACAUAUCUCCUUAUUACCCUUUGUCACCUGGCACUGUUGGCCAGAUCCCCCAUCCGCUAGGAUGGUUAGUACCACAGCAAGGUCAACCUGUUUAUCCAAUCACAACAGGGGGUUUUAGACACCCCUACCCAACUGCGCUCACUGUCAACGCAUCCAUGUCAAGUCUUCUGUCCUCAAGGUUCCCCCCACACAUGGUGCCCCCCCACCACAGUUUGCACACCACGGGCAUCCCUCACCCGGCCAUCGUCACACCCAACGUCAAGCAGGAAUCCUCCCACAGCGACAUCAGCUCUCUCAACAGCUCGAAACAGACAGAUGCUAAAAAGGAAGAGGAGAAAAAGAAGCAGGUCCACAUAAAGAAGCCUCUGAACGCCUUCAUGCUCUACAUGAAGGAGAUGAGGGCCAAGGUGGUGGCCGAGUGCACGCUGAAAGAGAGCGCCGCCAUCAACCAGAUCCUGGGGCGGAGGUGGCACGCCCUAUCGCGAGAGGAGCAGGCCAAGUACUACGAGCUGGCCAGGAAAGAACGACAGCUCCACAUGCAGCUGUACCCUGGCUGGUCAGCACGAGACAACUAUGCGGCUAACCAACAGGGGAAAAGGAAGAAGAGAAAAAGGGAAAAGCAGCAAGCAGAGAGCAAUGAACACAGAGAAUAUUUUCCAAACCCUUGCCUUUCACUCCCUCCGAUUACAGACCUGAGCGCUCCUAAGAAGUGUCGAGCGCGCUUUGGGCUCGACCAACAGAAUAACUGGUGUGGCCCGUGCAGGAGGAAAAAAAAGUGCAUUCGCUACAUCCAAGGUGAAGGCAGCUGUGCCAGUCCUCCCUCUACGGACGGAAGCUUACUAGACUCCCCCCCAUCCUCUCCCUCCUCCGUCGCUCCCUCCCCAUCCUCGAAAGAGUCCAAACCUCAGACUGAACAAAUGCAACCUCUCUCACUGACUAUGAAACCGGCCCACCAGCCACUCCACCACCCGCACCUCCUGGCUGGGCCCCCACCGUCAUCUUUGGUUCAGAUGGAAAACGCGGCGGCGGCGGCCGGCAAAGCGCCCGGCGCCUCCUCCCACAACGGCGCUCUGGAGCGCGGCGACGUCUCAUCCUUACGGCAGCCGGGCUCCUCGAUGGCCCGGUCAUCGGCAUCGCUGUGUCAUUCCCACUCRCUCCUCCCCUCCACAGCCCCCCAGCCUCUGUCGCUAGUGACCAAGUCUAUAGAAUAGCAUUUUUUUUUUAGCUCUACUCACUCUUCAAUGCCCUGUUUCUGCUAUAUCUCACUUGCUGUCAGUUUCUCUUUAUGUUUCUGUGCCUACGAGGCUUUGAAAUUUUUAGUUGUUUUAUUAAAGUUCAUUGGUCAAUAUUUGACCCCUCGUUAUAAAAAAAAUUAAUUAUUAUAAAGAAAUGAUACAAGGAGCUGUAGUAUAGCUUUGUGAAUCUGCCAAAAUUUUUAAGACUUUUGUUUUGUCUUCUUUUGUAGUGUUAAACAGUGCAAACAAAACAAAAAUGUAUCUAGCUCAACUUCGAAAUGUUUAAAAGACGGAUAUAAAAAGAAAAAAAAAGGUAGAUUAUUCAGCGAGCCCUUUUUUCCCACCCUUGAAAGAGUUGGUUCUCCUUCUUUAUUUGUAUUAAAUACGAGCUUGCGAACCAAUCGUUCACCAUCCGUUCAGACUCUUGGAGGGCGUGAGGCUUGUGGCGACACCUCUGAGGAACAACUUUAAUUGUGAUGUUACUUGUUCUUGUUUAAAUGUACAGAAUAUCGGGGAGGGAGGGGAAUUAAUGUGUUAAAUAUGCAUUCUUCCACUGCGUUGUCUUCUUUUUAUUUUYGUUUGUUUCGUUUACCUUUUUGGGGUGGAGUCAGGCAAGUUUGGGUGGGCUCGAGGGAGGGUUGGGUGGGGAGGGUUCGAGGGUUAUAAAAUUCAAAAAUGUCACAACGCUAGGACCAGUAGUAUUUAUUGCUUUAGAGAUUGCUUGUCGUAUCUUGUAUGUGUCUCUUUUUGACCUUUUUUUUCCUCCUCUUGAUACAUUGUACAAAUAUUUUUUCUUAAGGUAAAAAAAAAAACUAUAUGAACGAUCCAUUUUUACAAAGGAGGUUUUGAAAAGCAAAACCUUUUGUUAUUAAUUUUGUUUUUCUUGCUGAAACACAUGGACUCCACUCAGUACCGUGUAGAUCUCAUAAACAGAAGUAUGCACAACUUCAUUUCAAAGAAAGUGUCUAAAAGCCAUUUUWCAAAAAAGAAAACUACAAAAAAACGAACAAAAAAGGAAAAGAAAAGAAAACUUGAAACCAGACAGUGGGUACCGUGUGUUCAGUAGUUGAGGAUGAAAAACGUCUCGAGCCCUUCGUUUUUUUAUUGCACAGUCGCAUUUCUCGGACUGUAGAUUCGUGUACAGAUUUUCCGUGCCAAAUUUUGUGCUAAUUUUUCCUCUGCCCCUCCCCCUCCCCCAUGAAACAUGCUGUAGGGAAUUUCUUUUCUGUUCUGUUGUCGUUUGUUUUUAUUUUCUUUUGAUACCAUUCUUUGCUGUGACGUUACAUAGAUUGCUAUGUAUGUAGUAUAAAUGUUGCUAUAACAAAUGUGUUUGGUAGCAAAUUGUCAAAUAUUAAAAUUAAUAAAAAGACGGACAUCAUACUGUAUAAACCCACAAGGGCCAAAUUAUGUAUAUUAGGAGGUUCAUAAAAAAACUUAUUAAAUACAAAAAAAUACACAAACUGCCACUUUUAAGUACACUACUACAUAUAGGUAGAAAAAAAUAGGCAUGUUGAUGUUGCAAGAGGCUGUACAAAAAAGCUACAAGAGAAUCAUCCACUCGGUGCCAUUGUAGUUGACAUGACGCGACUGUAACCUGUCGAUUUCUUCUCUGGUUUAUUAAGAUGCUAAUGAUAAAUAGUUUGAAUGUUUCCUUAACGGCUGUGAUGUUCCUGUUCUAUUUUAUGCUCUUAUCUUUUCGUUUGUUCGUUUCUCCUGUUGUUUUAAAUGGUUCUAAAACCAUGUUUUUGUAAUGAAUAAAUGUUUAUGCUGUACAGUCUCUGUAGCAUGCAGUUCUGUAUUAAUAAAAGCAACUUAGUAUGUGCA